Musa acuminata AAA Group (dessert banana) is the source of this 3500-nucleotide messenger RNA. RefSeq names its product putative pentatricopeptide repeat-containing protein At3g47840. The coding region runs from base 1174 to 3324 and encodes 716 amino acids. The record is from RefSeq and is a predicted model, not a curated record. The transcript is spliced from 3 exons. Gene Ontology annotation, biological process: RNA modification. NCBI's taxonomy places the organism in Eukaryota, Viridiplantae, Streptophyta, Magnoliopsida, Zingiberales, Musaceae. Gene Ontology annotation, molecular function: RNA binding; protein binding. Gene Ontology annotation, cellular component: intracellular membrane-bounded organelle.
UCAAACCCUUUUUUGACCUCUGCUUUGAAGCGGCGAGCGGCAAUCGGAGGUGGUCUCCGCACGGCCCAGUCGCCGUCCUUCCGCUCCCCUGUCCCAGCCGAUUGACCUCUCUCGUGGCUGCGCGCUUUGAUCAUGCCUUGGGAGCGGAUGAGGACCUUGUGGUACAAAGCUAAUCAAAACCCUCUCUUCACCAGCUUCACCUAUCCAACAGACAGAUCAGAUAUGCUACUUCCUCCUACAAAACUGGUAUUGUAAGUAACAGAGAACUGAGCACAUCUAGAACAGAAAGCAUGAAUGUAGAUCAAGCUCUUUCUCAUGCUAAGAGGUCUAACAUAUCAAAUUGUAGUACUACAGUUGAAACCUCAACACAAGCUGAGCGUUGUAAGCCUCAAUGCUUUUGGCCUUGGUACUAAGAGUACAAAAAUGGAGGAUGGCCCCACUAGUGCAGAAAGAUGCAGCUUAUUAAGUAAAGUGCCCAGUUGUAACACAUCCACCUCUGACAAGACGAAAUGUCCCAAGGAGCAGCAGAUAUUUGAUUGGACCAAGCACUUGCUGAGGUGCUGUUAAAGAAAAUGCAAUACUGGAUUCAAAGAUGGAUGUCAUAAGACCCCUCAGACAGCUGAAGCUCAUGUGAGUAUCGAUGCACCCAGGCUAUGUGAGCCUGAAUAUGCAAAAUGAUAAUUUUGAGGGGAAACAGUUCCCAAGCAUCAGGGCUAUGGCACUGAUGGGGAGAGCAAUGAGCAAUUUCCAGACUUGUUAAUUUCAGAGAAAGGGAUCAUUAGUAGUGUGGAGUGUGGAGGAGUUUUGAAAGCUACAGGACUUUGGUUUUGAAUCUCCAAUCUUCUCGUGGACUUUCAUGGCGAGAAAGGUACAAUAUUGUGGAUCAAAACACUGUUGCGGUUGAUGGAUGUGGAACAUUAUCUGAGUUGGGUGGUUGUAUUACAUCAGUAGCUGUCUUGUGGACUUCUCUUAUCUGUUGUGCUCUGAGUUCCACUGAUGAGAGGCCCGCCUAAAGCAUGUUAGACUCCUCCAAGAAAGUUCAUCUGAUAGAUAUCAGAGCUUCCACAAGGCCAAGGUUUGCAUGUUACUUGUCUUGCUUCGGGUCCGGUGAUCGCCAUGCAACCGUCUUUAUCCUCGAGUCGCCGCACCCCCUUCCCUCCCUAAUCAUUGGCCAUGUUCUCGCCUAUUUCCCCACGGCUCAGGCUGCUCCGGUUCGCCUCUCCCGCCCGCUCGCCCCUGGCCGAACCCGUCGCUCCCGGCUCACGCCCCACCGCUUACGAAGCCAACACCCAGCUGCGACACCUGAUCAAAGCCAAUCGCCUCCGUGACGCCCGCCUCGUAUUCGAUGGAAUGCCCCACCGCGACGAUGUCUCCUGGACCGUCAUCAUCUCCGGCUACGUCGGCGCCUCCGACCCCCACGAGGCCCUCUUCCUCUUCUCCCUCAUGCGCUCCGUCGACCCCUCCCUCGACCCGGACCCCUUCGUCCUCAGCGUCGCCCUCAAGGCCUGCGCCUCCGGCCCCGCCCUUGGCUUCCACGGCCGAUGCCUCCACGCUUACACCCUCAAGUCCGGCAAGGCCACCGGCUCCGUCUUCGUGGGUACUGCCCUCCUCGACAUGUACUCCAAGAUCGGCGCCCACGACUCCGCCCUCCGCUCGUUCGACGAGAUGCCCUCCCGAAACGCAGUCUCGUGGACCAGCGCCGUCGCUGCUCUCGUCCGCGCCGGCCGAUGCCGCGACGCCGUCCGGUGCUUCGCUGAGAUGUGGGCGUCCGCUAUGCCGUGCGACUCCCACACGUAUGCUACCGCCCUCAAGGCCUGCGCCGACGCCCGCCUGCUCGACCGCGGCCGUGAGAUCCACGCCCACGUCGCGAAGCUCGGCCUGGAGACCUCCUCUUUCGUCGCUAACACGCUCGCUUCACUGUACACCAAGUGCGGCGUCCUUCAGCCCGGCCUGGUGUUAUUGGACCGGAUGCGCUCUCGCGACGUGAUAUCGUGGACGACCAUCAUCGUCGCCUACGUGCAGACGGGCCGCGAGGAGGAGGCGAUUCGAGCUUUCGUCCGGAUGCAAGCCGACCCCUCCGAUGCCGUGAGCCCGAACGAUUACACUUUCGCCGCGUUGAUCUCCGCGUCCGUCGGGCUCGCGCAGAUCACGCUGGGGCAGCAGUUGCACGCUAGUGUCAUCCGGCGGGGCUGCGUGGCCGCCAGCUCUGUGUCCAACGCCCUCGUCACCCUAUAUGCCCGCGCCGGCCAUCUUGCCUCCGCCUACACCAUCUUUCAGCAUACGAUGCUGAAAGAUAUCGUCUCGUGGACCGCCAUCAUCUCCGGUUUCUGCCUGGAACAUGACGUGGAGAAGGCCUUUUCCCUGUUCGGCGAAAUGCGGCGUGCUGCAUGGCCACCGCCCAAUGAAUACACCUUCCCCAGCCUGCUAGGCUUGUGCGCGUGGGCGGCAGCAUUAGAGGUCGGGCAGCAGCUCCAUGCUCGUGCGGUAGUGGCCGGGCUGGACAACGAUGUGAUGAUCACCAGCGCGCUGAUCGCCUUGUACUCGAAAAGCGGCAGCCUAGAAGAGGCGGCACGGGUUUUUGAAGGACGCAACUCCGAAGAGGUGGUGUCAUGGACUGCAAUGAUCAAAGGGUACGCGGAGCACGGCCGGAGCGCAGAGGCAAUCGAGUUGUUCGACCGGAUGAAAAGCACGGCGGGGAUGAGACCCGACGGUGUGGCGUUCAUCGGGGUGCUCACGGCGUGCUGCCAUGCCGGCCUGGUGGAUCGUGGCAUCCGGUACUUCCUAUCGAUGCGAACGGAACACGGAGUGGAGCCGGGGAGGGAGCACUAUGGCUGCAUCGUGGAUCUGUUAGGGAGGGCAGGGAGGGUGAAGCAGGCGGAGAAGGUGAUUGAGGAAAUGCCAAGGAGCGAGGUGGACGGGGUGGUAUGGGCGGCGUUGAUGAGAGCAUGUGUGGCGAAAGGGGACGAGGAAGGGGGAAGGAGGGCGGCGGCCAUGGUGAAGGAGCUGGAGCCAGGUGGAGCGGGUGCCUACGUGGUGCUGGCAAACCUAUACGCAGGGCAGGGGAGGUGGCAGGAGGCAGCGGCGGAGAGGAAGAAGAUGAGGGAGGAGGGGGUGAGGAAGGAGGCCGGGUGGUCGUGUGUCGGCGUGGGAAGAGAGGAAACGGGAGUGUUCGUGGCGGGCGAUCGGUCGCACCGGAGAAUGGAGGACAUCUGUGAAAUGCUGGAGCUGAUAGACUUCGCGGCGAGGAUGGGGGGAGACUACACCGAGACGGAGUACGAAGCAGCAGCAGCAGCAGCAGAGUAUUGCAUGAUUUGGCCGAUGUGAAAAUAAGUCUAAAAAUUAGACUUUAUUUUUUGUCCAAUUGAGGCCUCACUGAAAAAUGCUAAUUUAAAAUCACAUGCGAUGUGGAUAAAAAUCGAGUUUAUUAUUAAUAAUUUGGUGUAAACAAUUUUGAGAGAGUGGUUUAGAAUAAUCACAUCAAUAAAUCAAUUAUCGAAUCA